Messenger RNA from Bombus pyrosoma, 12616 nucleotides. RefSeq names its product protein IFH1-like. The transcript is spliced from 2 exons. The coding region runs from base 1362 to 4961 and encodes 1199 amino acids. Lineage: Eukaryota; Metazoa; Arthropoda; Insecta; Hymenoptera; Apidae. The record is from RefSeq and is a predicted model, not a curated record.
AUCCGGUCCUGGCUCGCGAUUCCGUGGAGCGGGGGCGGCGGCGACGAAGUGGAAGGCAACGAGGAGGUACCGACAGUAGCUCCCAGACAGUGACUCCGCGCGUAACGACAUGUAACCGGUGGAUAAAUCUUCUGAGUGUUAUGUCAUCGAUGACAAUUGUUCGUCAGCCACGAUUUCAUCGUCGACGAUUCGUGCAUGGUCAAGGAUAAAGGUGUCGUUGUAGGAAUGCGUGCAGAAACCCCGUGAAGAAAGCUGAAAGGAAGAGAACGCGCUUGUUGGAAACGGACCUUGAAGUCGCGAAGUCGGGACAGUGGAAAGGAUUAAAGAAUUUCGAGGAGAGAGAUUUAGGGUGCGACAAGGCCGGCGCAACCACCGUGUAAGCAGCCACAGAGAGAAAGAGAGAGAGAGGGGGAGGGAGGCAGAGAGAGAGAGGGAGAGAGAGAGAUAGAGAGAAUAACGCCGGUGGAAAGAGAGAAGCGAAUAGUUGAAGAGAAGCUCGAUGGGUCGAACAUACUCAGUGCUGCCAGCCGUAAGCUCGACGGAGUCGACGCCGCAAGCUCGAUGCAAAUCGACGUUGUAGAUACCUCGAUGAAAAUCGACGAGCUCGCUGAUCCUUUGCUCUCGCUCGCCCUGCUCUAUAUCGCGGUUCGAUAGCCGGGUGAACGUCGACGACCUCCGGCAUCGGUGGAUUCGACACCUUCGCGAUAUCGUCGUGUUUUUAUCUUUGAUAAUAGUAAUCGGCGGUGUAGCCGUGAAUCUUCGGUUCGACGUGCGGUGUGGAUCAAAACUGGCGGAAAGUUUUCGCUGUCGUGAAACGUACAACAAAAAGAACGGAGAAGAAGCGAAUAAAAUUAAGCGGUCGAACACUGGCAACGGAAACGUCGAGGAAGACAAGAGCGUGGCCUAUGUGUCCGGUGCAUCUUGUUCGCGGAAGUGCUAGGUCAACAAUGUCAAUGCCCUUAAGAUCGAUCGUUGCUUGCUUGAAAUUGUCUUGUUUGUUAAUGGACGGUGAGAAAUUGACUUCAGGGUGAGUCGAACUUGAUCAGGGUGAAUCCGAGCCACCCAUGAUACCGCUUAAUCACUUAGUCGAUGGAGCUGCAUAGUAUAAGGUUAUCACAGUGUAUGCUUAGCGAGCGAUCGGGCGAUGUAAUCGCGAAUAAAAAAACUAUCCUUUGCCAGCCGACUGAUGUAGAAAUAUCGAUGUACAGUGAAUAUUUUAAGAGUUACUUUUAGAUAGCACGUUCUGGUUGAUCGGCGGGCCGAGAAGUUACUUAACGCGAUUGAAAGAAGAGGAGCGGUUGUCAGAAGAAGUCGUCUCGGUGGACGGGUGGCAGAGUAAUAACCGCUCGUUGGAUGGAGUGAUGAGCGGGGCCCCUGCACGGGGCACAGCGCCCCGUCGACAAAGACGUCAUCAUCAUCAUCACCAUCACCAUCAUCAAAAGCAUCAGAAACAGAUUCGGCAAGAACGGUCCUCGGAUGAACCGGAAGAGAAACGGCCGAAGGUGAAUCCGAUCUUUCUCUGGGCCUCGCAGCGAGAGCAAAGAAUCGUCGAGGUAAGAUGCGAGGACUACGACAAAAGGAAUCGUAUCAAGUUGACGAAGACGGCGCAAGGAUGGCGUUCGAUACCAAGAACGGCGUCCAACAUGUACUCGACUGCCUUGGGAGUUACCUCCCAGAAGACGAGCAGCGCAAACUCUUCGAAUACGUCCGACACAAACGAAGAAAAAGACAUCAACAAUCAGACAGGGCAUACGACGCUCAAUCUUCGACAUAUCUGCGCGAACGAGCUAGCCAACGGGCGGACCAACGGUUUGGUCGGCAAGGUCGAUGUUGGAAAAAAGAGAAGUUACGAUGAGGUUAGUAGAAAGAGCAAACAUCGACGUGAUUACGGAUUUCCUCUGGACGAAAUGCGGAAUAACGCAAAGAUCAAAGAAAAUUGGGACGAGGAACGACAAAGAGUACCAUGUUCCGACAAUGAUGACGACGACGAGGAGGACGUAGAAGAGGAGGACGAAGAAGAAGAGGAGGAGGACGAGGAGGAAGACGAGGAGGAGGAAGAGGAGGAGGAGGAGGAGGAGGAGGAUGAAGACGAGGAGCAAGAGGACGACGAUGAAGAAGACGCGAACGAAAACGAGAUAAAGGAGGGAAAUAAGUUCGAGAAAGAUGCGUCGAGCUGCAACGGAAGGAACAAUCUCGAAAGACUGCAGAAAGAUAAGUUGUUCCAACCGCGAGUAGUACUGGAACAACUACAUUUUUCUCAAUUGCCUCAAGGCGUUCAUCAGAAUGUCCUUCAAAGACGGGGAAAAGACGAGAAGGGGCAGGGCGAGGAUGAUGUUAUCGCCGGCGAAGAGAAGCCAGCAGUGGAUAAUGAAAAAAGAAAACACGUGAACAAGGCAGGCAUUCAGGACAUAUUGAACAUGAUCGAUGUCACGGCCUCGCCGGUUCUAGCUACCGAUACGCCUAGUGCUGAUUUGCCCGUCGACUCGACGAAAACGUACGAGGUUCUCAACGAGAAUCUUCAUAAUAAACCCAGUGAGAGUAAAAUCAAAGACUUUAACGCAGCGGUUCUCACGGAAUUAUCGGGUAAGGUUAAAGAACAAUCGAGAAACGAAGCGAUUUCUAGCUAUCAACAGCUGGAAGAUAUCGUUAAAACGAACGACAAUCUCGCCGGCGAUAAAAUACAGAUCCACGAAGAGAAGAUAUUCGCCAACUACGAAAACGAAGAAGAGAAGAAGCCCGAAACGAAGAACGAUGUCAUCAUCGUUUCUAUAAAGAACAACAGUUCGGACUCGAAAUCGUGCAAGAUUGCCGAAGCGGACGGUGGCCUUGGAAAUAGAUCAAAGUGUAGAACGAAUUCUCAUUCUAAAUGGCAAAGUAUGAUUUCUGUCGACGGCGUGCAAUUGGAAGCGGAAGACGAGCGACCCGACGAACCCGGUGAACCAGUGAAAAUAGAUUAUAACGAUAGCUCGAAGAUUUUGAAUGCGCUGAGAAAUACACCCGGUCUUUCGGUUUCUAUUACCAGGACUCACACUCCGGAAAUAACGAAAAAUAUAGCUAUAUCGUUGACGAGACCAGCGUCGAAAGCGUCGUCGUCGUCGUCGAGUCGAUCGCCCGAUUCUCAAGCGGAAUGCGUCGAAAGAUUGUUGAAGAACACGGAUUCUGCAACGGAAACGCAAGGAACCACGACUUCUCCGAAGAAUCUUCCCGGUUUGUCCAUUAUCAUACCUAGUUACCGAUAUCGAAAUUCUCAAAUAAUCGCGAAUCAUUCGACUUCUCCGAGUACGAAAGCGCGCGUCGAGUCCCCGGAAAGUACCGUGAAUUUCCCCAAGAACGAGGCUUACUCGGGCGAGUCGAAGACGGGCGGAUUUCCUCACGAGGAAGACGACAACGAGAGAGACUUGGAGGAGGACGAAGACGAUUGCGAUUCGCAAGUAUUGGAAGAUCUUAGACGACAGAAAGCCGCCGACUCGCUAGCUUACGAGUCCGAUUACUUCCACCGGCAGAACAUAGGAAACUCGGAAGAUCGGAAGACUCCUCUGGAGAAUACGAAAAAUCAGGCUCAUUGGAUCAGCUCGAGCAGAAACAGCGAGGCUCAAGCUAAAUGCAAGUAUCAGGAUGUAGAACAUUUCGACGAGCAAGUCCUCGAGGAGCUUCGGACACGUGGCACCGUUGUCUCACCGCAGCCGAGUGGAAUUCCAUGUUCCCCGGCUUCCAGGAGACCCUCUUCCGCGUAUCUCGAGAGAUUGCUACCUAGUCCCCCUUGUUCGGUAUCCUGUUCGGAAGACGCGAAGAACGAUCUAACUUUGAAAGGUAUUUUGUCGUCGCCGAAUCAGCUGGAGGUCAGAGAUUACGAGAAGCAGAAAGAGAUCUCGAAUCGCUGCGAUCAAAUACCCAGCGAUCAUCUUACUAUACGUGCCGAUCCGAAGGACAUGGAGAGAAGUAGCGUAAACAGGAAAGGUAACAGAAGCUUUCAGGAACGAUUGAACGUUCACACUCAGGAGAUGAGGAACUCUGGUAGACCAAUGUCCAGCGGUGAUAUCCAUAGUACGUACUUCGUGACAGAUCGAGCCACACCCAAGAGACCAAUGUCCGCCGAAUGGUCGGUCGGUAGGCAAAAGAACCAAUCGAGUUCCUAUCAAAAAUCAUCUGCAAAGCAUCGAAUGCACGCCAUGGAGGAGGCUUGCGCCACGUCCAGUAGCACCGACAACCUUUUGGAUCCUGCUAGUCAGCUUAGAGAAUUGAUCGAGACGUCCGGACAUCUGAUACCCGAUCCGCUUCUGGUACCGAGAGACUAUUUGCCGGGUCUGGCAGCGGCUCCGGCCACUGAAAUUCCGAAAUUGUUGGCCUCCAGGCCAGAACUAAGACUGCCAGAAGCGUUAACCAGGCCGGAUCUCCUUAGGGAUCCAGAUUUAUUGGUGAUAUCCUUGGCUCAUCUUCAGCACGUCCUCGAUCACGGCGAGGGUCCGGUCUGCAGGUCACGACAGUCGCAUCCAAGAAUCAACAACGGCACUAACAGAGGAUCCGGUCACGCGAGCAACGGAACGAAAAACGCGUUGCAAACGAGACCCAAGCUCAGCUGCAAACCAAUCGGCACGCUAAUGCCGGCACCGAUCGAUCUUUCCAGUGGUCGAAGAACCACCACUUACCUCCCGUUGCUCAGGGUACGGAGCGGAUUACUUAAACAGGAACCGGAAGUCAGCUCCACGGCCAAUUCGCCCGAAGAGUCGCAACUUUGGCAUCCUCUGUUCGGCAGCCAGAAGAGGCCGCAACAGCAACAACAAUACCAGCAGCAACCACAGCAUCAGCAUCAGCACCAACAUCACAAUCAUCAGCAACAGAAUCAGAAUCAACAGCAACGUCAGAGUCAACAUCAACACCACAAUCACCAGCACCAGCAACAACAUCAGCACCAGCACCAACAUCAACACCCCUCCUGGCAUAGGACUACUUUAGCGUCCUGACCACUGUGACCUUGACCCUGACCGCAAGUCGAAUAGUCCUAGUAAAAGAAAAGAGAGGAAUCUUCUCGCUAGCAAAGAAGCGCAUCCGCGAGAUCCCUUAAGCGGUUCGCGAAAAUCGAGCCAGAGAAGAAGAAGAAGAUCCAUCAAACCCACACGGAAAUACAGGAAGAAGGUUCCACGUGGCCGAUCGGCGUUCCUACAGACGUUGAACAUCCUCGUCAACCUAUUCACCGUGAUACUCUUCUUCAAAAACCUUCGCUUUGAUCAUCAUUGCUGCACAGAUUUCCUUUGUAUCGCGUCAGAGAGCCGCUGCACUCAUCGUGAUUUCCUCUCCAUAGAGAGCCUUUCUCUAUCUCUCCCUCUCUGUCGUGAGUCCGUUUGUAGAGACCUUUUGCGUGUGUGAUCGUUUUCGUGGAGUUUUCGAUUCUUUCUGCCGAAACACCCUCCUUCUUUCAUUUAACGAUAGAAACGCAAUGCUUGUUUCAGAUUCACUUCGACCGGUAUAUUCCUAUGGUAGUUGUUAAUUGCGUUGGUCGUGUCGAGUCGUGUCAAUAGAAUUUCGUUUCGUAGAGAACUUUUCCGUCCGUCGCGAAGAUUCGUCACUUCGUCGGCCGAUCGUAGGCGACGGAAAAUAUUUUUUCUACAAUCUGCACGCAAUAAUUGACGAUUCUUCUGUUAUUUAUAGAACGUUCGUUCUUGUUAAUAUUUGAAAGUACAAUUUCGUUGAUCGACGCGCGAGGGAGGGAGUAACAGCUUUUAAACGCACGAAACGCGGUAGAAAAUACAAGUUCUCUCGUCAAUGAUACUUCUUUUAAGUUCAUCGUACUUUAGACGGACGAGUACGUAGUAACCAGAGCAACAGUGCAAUACGCGAACGCCGUGACGAAACGAAAGUUUUCAUAUCGUAGAUACCUUCGAAUUUGUUUCGUUAAUUCUUAAGAGAGAAAUUUGCUUGUUACAAACUGUCACUCACCUGACAUGCGACAGAUUGCUCUUUGUGAUUCCCCUUUACGAAAGAUGGAUAACGCUUUUCGAUUUGCAGUAUCGGAUUGGGCUCGAAGGCUUGAUUUCUGUCGUCGUAAAAUAGUAAAACGUUUAUAUGACUCGUUCGUUCCUUUAGAAGAAAUAGAUCGAUCCAUUGUAGCGAAUAGCAAAAGAUAUUUAACCGCUGAGCGAUAGAAUAUUAAAAUUCUAAUAGAAAUACGAGCGUGAAUAUCGGGAACAGAAUGUAAAUAAAAUUCGCGUGUUUAUCGUGAUGUGUAAGGAAUAAGUGCAAUGUAUCAUAAAUGAAUGUAAUUUCGUAGAAUUCUGAUGGAACUGUACGAUACGUAUCUAUAGGCAAAGCUGUAUAAAGAUACGCGUUGUCUUUAAAACACAGUGAGAUCGUUGUUUCGUUUCGAAUAAUUUCACGUUCAUUCGCAUAACCCUCUUACUCGUGCGAUUUAAAUAUUACGGCUACGUUCGAACAUUGUUUAAUUUAAAUUCUCAUUUGACUUAUUAAUCGCCUAAUUAGUCAACGAGUCGGUGACAAUGACAUUGGUUAUUGUUUUAACAUUUUAAUCGGUUAAUCACCGCGUGAGAAACAUCGUUACAUAGCCAGAAUUAUAUUUUGUCGUCGAAACCAACCUAACGAUUAUGUAAUCUACGCGAAAAUCGUCUUUCACCCUCUAUAAUUAAUCGAAAAUUUACGAUCUAUAAUACGCAUGUAUAUUGGCAGAAAAAUUAUAGCGUCCCAUCUUGAACUGAGAAUUCGGAAUUAAUAGCAAACAAUGAAUCAAUUAUUUGAUGGCGGUGCAAUGAGAACGACGAUAUAAUAUGAUAUCUCGACGAGUAAAUAAAAUAAGACGCUAGAUACAUAGAUACCUAUGUACGUAUAUGUAUAUAGCUAUGUAACUUGAAUAUCAUACGACGUUAUAGAGGGUUACUGAACUGUAUCUGGUGAAUGGUUUCGCCCGAAAUUAUGUUCUACGUUUCGUUUCGCUGUUUUUCACUGAUUCGACGGUUGAUUUUGAUAUUGUUGUUACUCGACCAUUGUUGUAAUUAUUUCGUACUAUAAAUGACUAUUUUUCCGAGCAAAGCAGUAGGCGAUAAUACAUAAGAUAUGCAUAAGCGACGAAACGUGCAAUAGUUUUUAAUUCGAUCAUUUCGCAUGGAUCGUCACGGCGAUCGUGAACUCUUCUCACGAUCCUAUCAACGGAGACACUAAUACGAUACGAACGAACGUUUUCAUCCUGUAUCUAAGUCGAAUUUACAUGCAACAAGUAAAACAUGUUGAUCUUGCCGCUAGCAUUUAUGCAAAUUAAUGAGAGGCAUUAAUAUGCCGCAUAGAUAAUCUUGGCUAUGCAAACAGGAAUAUUACGAAAGAAUUUGAGCGAAGAAUCGAUCGAGAGGUAUUAAUUCGUGCAGCAUGCAUAUUUAUUUAAAACACGAAGAUAACGGAUGAAGAAGGGGAUCAUUUCGAAAGUAUCGGUCUUAAAAAUCAAUAAAGCCAGUGCUUUCGUAUCGCUGGCCACGAAGAACUUAAUAUAGCUGCAACUAAUUAGGUCAAAUCAAUUUUUUAUAGCCUACAUCCGUUAAGGUUUAAAUUGUCCCGUGAACUAGUUCGUUGGAAUAUUCUUGAUAACAAUUUAUUUACGCAUAAAUUAAAUACCGUUAAAGUGGAAGAUGAAAAGACGAAGGAUAAUGAAUAUUGAUCGAGUGAACACAAACAUGAGACAUUGUUAGUCAUAGAAAUCUGUGUGAUCAAUUAGCGACAGAAUAUGAUUGUUCUUUAAGGGACCGAUAAUUAUAAUCCUAUUUACUAUUUCUUGGUCACAAAAUAUAUUUAUAAAUCGAUAAUAGACUAACAUUGAAAUUUAUGAGACUCAAAUUGCGAAUAGAAACGAGUUGAAUCCGACCAUGAUAGAAGUAAAAAAAAAAAAAAAAAAACAAAAAGAUCAUUCAUUACCUACGAACAUUAAAAGGAGAUACAAUCUCGCAUCGUAUUAACGAACUAAACGCGGAAACAUAUCUUACCUAAUUGUCAUUUAAUAAAUAUGUAUCCAACGCUUUCCUAUUUUUCGCGUUAAAAGUUUCAAGUUGAAGCAUUAUAGUGUAGAUCUUCUACGAAUAUCUUGUGUUCCUGCGAGCAAAUCAUCUCUUCGUACAGAUUGCAAGUACCUGUAAUUAUCGACUACGUUGUUAUCUCGAAGUAUAAUCAUAUUUUGCUCGAAAGAAUUAACGUUCGUACGUGUAUAUGGUUUGUUUGUUUUACUUCUGUGUGUAAACUCGACUCCACAAACAAGACGUUAAGCCGUUUAACACGUUAUUUACAAUCGCGACUAGGUAUCAAAAAAUUAUAAGGAAAAGGAAAGAAAUGACUAAGUAUGCGCGUCUGAAAUGACGGAAACAGGUGCUAUUCGAUAGUUAAAAAGGGAAACGAUAAUGUAUUUCGGUGAACGAAAAGCACGAAAGAAGCGUAUAUAGGUAGAUGAUUUAGGUAGAGAAAAUAUUUUACAUAACGUACACAUAGGGCACGCAAAUGUAUCGUGUAAUAAAAUAUCCGCGAUUGAGUGUACCUAUGCAUGCACGAAAAACGACCCCUUAAAUAUUUCUCGGUAUUUGUCGACGCUUUGCGAUCUAUAAUCCAGUAGAAUAUACGAUAUAUUUUCUGAUUAUACCUCAGAGAGUAGCCAUAAAAUGAUAAUAAUUUACCUCGGUGGUAGUCGGAUGAAAUAUUAACUAAGCAAACUUUGGCACAAUGGUACCUGCGAAUUUGUUACUUUUUUUUUUUUUUUACGAUAUUUCAGAUAAAAUGCUAACAGGGCAAAUUGUGGCACGUUAAACGACAAUUUAACGUGCGAUAUUAUAAAGCAUAAUGUGUACACGACUAUACUUCAACAAAAUUAUCUAAUUACUGUACCGAAUCAAAUUGCUCUCUUAUACAGAGGACGAAUAUCAAAAUUAGGAUUAUAAUUUGUAAUUUAAGCUAUCGUAAUGUACGGUAUAAGCAGCGAGUAUAUAUCUAUAGUAAAAAUCGAUUGCCACUACGUCACUUCUGCUUUGCCUUGAACCUGACAAGGUGUAUUCGCUAUAAUGAAAUUAUUCAAAUCCGUUUAAACAGAAAUUAUACAACAUUCGAACGUUCUACAUUUGUAACGCUGUGUUAAUAUUUCGUCUGAACUCGUAAGAAAUUAUUUCGCAUCCGUUUCGCAGAUAAUGAUAACGUUAAUUAAAAAUGAAAAAUGAAAAAACAAAUCAAACGCGCGAAUGAUAUAUCAUUGAACCGUUAGAGUCCGCGAGAGAGUUCGCAAAUAUCAAAAACGGCAAACACCGAGAAUGUCGAUCAUUGUCGAAACGAAUUCGAAUAACUCUACUGCGAUUGGAAUAACAAGAGGAAAAGCCGACAUUUCCACGGGACAAGGUUCCAUAAACGGAAUUGUAUACUAUUAAUGAACGUAUCCAAAAUAGAUGAUGCAUUCGAUGUCCGAUUAUUACAUGUUCCCGAUCUGCAGUUAACAGGUUGCCGUACAUUAUUCUGUUUUGCUAAUCUUACUUUCCACCAUUUAUGGAUAAGGAAAAUGUGCUAUAUCACGCAAAGUCAAACGAGCGUGUUAAAUAAUUCAAUAUGUUAUAUGUAUGUUAGAUUCUUAACGAGUUUGCAAAGAACAUACUCGACAAAAUGUGCAAUACAUAGUUAUUUCUUCGCGAAAGCAUCGAAACGAUUCGAUUACCCAGUAAAUGUAACGUAUAUUUAAUGAAUAUCUUUCAAAAGAUUUACGAAUAUUUUUUUAUUUAUCGCGUGCAACUUAGUCUCGGCGAAUGAAAAUUAGUUUAAUUUUUGAAAAUUAGGUUAAUCGAUCCUAUCCGAAUUCAGAUAAAAUCUGAUAGAUAUUUUAUUGCAGGAGGAAAAUAAAAUGGAAGAUAAUUUCAUUUCUAAAGAACCUAUCGACGUUUGUACUUUUUAGUUGAAAAAUAUUUCGUUCUUAGCUUUCGUAAAAGUAUUUUUUCUAAUGGAAAUUAGAAACUCUCGAAGAUCGAAAACUUCUCAAACUAUACGUGGAAGAUCUUUAUUCCCUAUCAUGUAAAACUAUCUGGAAUAUUUCUAUUCAAACUAUUAUAAUUAGAGUGCGGUGAUUUAUGCAAAUUCGUAUUUUUGUGACUAUAAUUUAAAAGGUCGAAUCUGGACUGGAGAUUUCUUUUAUCUACUGAAUAUCGCGACAAAUACAAUUUGAUUAUUUUUUGGUUUUGCGUAUUAUGUGCAUUGUGUGCAUUCUUGAAACUUCAAAUUUCCCAAAAAUAUAGAAAAAUCGACAGCCUAAUUGUAAUUAAAAAGCAUUUAGAUUGAGACUGAAACGAGACUGCUCGACAUCGUGUUUACUGCGAUCGUGGUUUACGAUACUAAUUAUCACCACUACCCUCACUACCACGUGGCACGUGGAAUGUAUAGAUUUAUACUUGUUUGUUUAUUUAUUGUUAGGUAGCAAACACGAUGGUAACCAUGAACGAAAGGUUCGUGGUACAGAGAGAAGCCAACUUUUAGAUCAACCUUGACUGUUUAGCCUUUAGAUUUUAUUAGCUUUAUAAGAACGACUAAAAUAUUAUUUUGUUGAUAUAUAUAUUGUACGACAUUAUUGAUUAUAAAUCAUAAAUAACCUGUAAAUAUACAAGACCAAUACAAUAUCUUUUACGUUACUUGAAAAUAUAUCCACAUAAUCCUUCUACCUAUAUAUAUGAUAAAAAUAUGCAUUUUUGCUAUAUUUGUCAAUAAUAUAAUAUCAAAAGGUAACAAUAUAAUUUGUUACUAAAAAUAAAAUUUGUUUCACUUGCAACUAGACAUUAUUUAUAUACAUAUUUCCAAUUCAAAUUGGCCAAGUUGACCAAGUAAUAAGUAUUAACUUAUUUUUAAUGGAAAACGUACCAUCUCUUUUUAUCUAUAAAUAUCAGAAAUGCUUAAAUAACAAUAUCCCUUUUACGUAACUAUAUGUAAAACAUGUAAAAUGAUUUUGCAAAAUUUAGUCUUAACAUUUUAAUGAAUGCAUGAAUAUAUUUAUGAACUAUAUUUCGAAGAAACUAUUUAUAUAUCAAGAUAAGUUAAAUAGAGAAAACGAUGAAAGGUAUUGGAACAUACAUAGCUAGGAAAAGAUACAUAUAUAUGAUAAAAGCAGAUAUUAUAAAAAUUUUAAUAAAUACAGUAUCGAUGAAAACUAGCAAUAUAUUUUACAAUGAAUGUUCGUAAUCUGUUGAAAUAUGUCUUCGACGUAUUUUUAUAAUUUCACAAUAACGGGGCGAAUAAAAUAACUUUAACAAAUAAGAUUAAUAAUAAUUUAGAAUGACUUUUCGGCUUUGAAAUAAUAUUUUUCUAAUAAAUAAGACUAACUUUUGAAAUUAAAGUUCCUAAAGCAAAGUGCAUACAAGCAUUCUAUCUUAUCAGAUUUAAAAUUGGCGCCACUAUCACACGUGUUAUGGAGAGAUUGAUUAUCUAGUCUCUUAAAUUGUUUUUAGUUUCAAUAUAGAUUAAAUGGUAAAUUUUCAAAAAUGCUUCCCAGUAUUCGCUAUAAUACGUUUACAAAUAACAACGAUAUUUAAAUAUAAAAGAAAAAAGUGUAAAGCAAAAAAAUGCGAAUGACAAGAAUAUACACUAUAUCGUAGAACGGCCAUUUUGUUGGGAACACGCGCGCGCGGCUUGGUCGCAAACGAAAAAUAGUCCGAGUAUAGUGUGCCGCGAGUACGUAGAAUUUUUCUGCGGUGUGAAUCGUUUGCGGUGUUUUUUGUACGAAAAUUGUAUCGUUAACUUGAAUCGAGUCCUGUGACAAUUUAAUAUCGUGUUCACGUUCCACGGAAGGCGUCGCUGUCAAAGAAACGUGUAAACGCGUUUGAUUGGUCGGAACAAAAAAAUCCGCGAAGAUGCAGUCGGCACGAAAUGCUACAUAAUGCGACGCAAAUACACCAGUAUGUACGAUGGUUGGCUUAAACAAUGUCGUGAUGUUCUUUCGAACAGAAAAUACAAUCGCGUAUAAGUAUUUGAGUCGUAGAUGUUCAACACGCGUAUAAUACUAGGUAAAUCAGACUAUGCACGUCGGUUUACUAUACGUACGCACAGAAAUACAUGCAUGCACACAUAAACGCAUACUUCAAAGAGGUAGAGGUCACUAGCCUUACGUACCACGGGGUCGUGUUCUCAUUUUACUUCGGUACCGUGAAAACUUCUUUUUAAGUAAUAUUAGUAUAUUGUCUUCGUUGGAUUGUUUUCGUGACCGUCAGCCAUAAUGUAAAAAUAAGAGUACCCUUUGAAACAGAGAGAGAAGGACGGAAAAAGACAUACAUACAACAGGGUUGACUGACACGUCCCUGUGACUUUAUACUCUUUUUAGUGUGCAGUAUUUUAUGUGCCUUCUCUAUUUACUCUUCCCUAAUUGAUUACAUGUAUUCGAGAUUUCCAUUUAUCGAGAUCGCCAUUCUUUCAUUCCUGUGCAUUUUCGGCUCACUAUCGUAAUCGUAUUGUCAAGGAGGAAAUAAGUGAGGUUAUGAACGUGUCGCCCAAUAAUGUUAUACCUCGAUAGUGUCAUUAAGUAACUUUCGAGUCAAACAAAUGUCACGAUUUAUUCUAAAGUGCAUUUCAUAUUGUGAAUAUCAAGUGGAUUCAUCGGCAUAAAGUGGAAAACAUAUAACAGAAG